CCGGUCAUCGAUCUCCCCAUCUUUCGCAGCAACCAAAGAAAGAACAACAAACCAACCCAGCUCUACAACCUCUGUCUGUGCGGUCGACAUACGUACACUGAUAAUCAUGGGUCGGAAACCAAAUGCGUUAAUUCUUCAACAUUUCGAACGAGGAGCGAAACUUAACGAUUCGAGCAAUCGAUAUCAACAUACGUGCAAGUCAUGCGGUGAGAAGUUUCCGAAGGGACGGAUCGAUAGCUUGACCACACAUCUUGUGAAGAAGUGCCCUGGUAUAUCCUUGCAAGAUAGGCAGAAGGCAUUGCUUGAGUUGAACGGAUUCUCCAGCGAUGCGGCUCGCAAUCAAAACGGUGAAGUACAACUGAACGGUCCCACAGUCGAGCUUCCUAUCGGUACUCGCAACUGGACUGCUCUCGAGACUCUGGCAGAGGUAUCACGACAGAUCGGUACCAAUGACCAUCCGGAUGGCAAGAAGUCUAGAUCUACACCUGAUCCACAAAAGCAGGAACAGCUUGAAGUGAGAGAGCAGUACACCCUAGACAACCCGCCGCUCAGCUACGAGCAACAUAUUCAAAGAGGCAGGAAGACUUCUUCCCAAAAGCAAAAUCGUAGAGAGCAGAAUGAAGCUACUCUUCAACAACCAACUUUCCCUCAUUUAUCCCACUCGCGCUCUGCAUCGCCAAAUCUUGCCAUGGCGGCAAGCUCCAUGGCAGCUGCACAAGCCGCGGCUCGUUUCAUUCCAGAUAUGGUUGACCCUCAACUCCUUGCAGAUGAUUCGCGUCAGCUCCUAUCGGACGCUGCCAACAGGCAUGUCUCAGAAUCCAGAUCUCUGGAGCAAGAUUUCAAUGCGGCUGGUAGCGGCAUGUCAGAUGGCUUUUUCUCUCAGCCCCAUGAUCAACAUGGGCAAUGGAUUAUGGACAGCAACUUGUAUUCCGACCCGAACGUCACCAAUAGCAUGCAAGGAACUUCUGCAACAGCUAGCUCCUACCCUCGGAUUACUAUGAGUGGACCAAUGACGACUGAGUUCAGUACAGAAUAUGGCAAUGGGGAGAAGCCUCACAAGCCGAAGGUUCGAGGAAAGUUUGACAAUUCACGUCGCCAAGAAGUUCAAGAGGUUCGAAAAAUUGGCGCUUGCAUUCGGUGCAGAAUGCUCAAGAAAAACUGCUCCACCGGGGAUCCUUGCGAUACCUGCAAAGGUAUCGAGGCUGCACGUCUAUGGAAGACUCCCUGCAUCCGUACCAGACUUGACACUAUCCUGGAUAUGUAUGCUUUGGGUUUACACUCGAUCCUUGCACGGCACGACUCAAAUAGCCAGAAAAACCAGGUCAAAUUCAGCAACUCCCCAUUCCAUAUCGAUGCUUCACACUAUCCCCAUACAGGCAUAUACGCCACUUUCAAAGCAAUUCAAGGACAGAAAAUCCCAGUUGAAGGAAACAUUGAUCCAGGCCUUAGCGGUGACUUUCCUGCUGCCACUGUUCGAAUGCUCGAUGACGACAAUGAUGAUCUCCCACUGAAGUUGGAAGCGUACACAAAGAGAAUGCUCUCCACAUUUAUCGACAACGAGACGUCGCAUUUUGUAAAGGUCACCUUGACUACUGCCCUGGAACUCUCUACUCAAAACAUGAGCGAAUGGUCCAGUCUUUUGACACGUGUCCUGGAUCUCUGGGCCAGCGUUCACAUCCUUGUUGACGGCGGUGGCUGGAACUUUUCAGAGAGAACUGAUCUUGAAACUCAACCUGGUCAAGGUCCUUUGAUUGAUCCGACACUUCAUGGAAAGACAUAUGCCCUACUUGUCUUACAACUUGAAGCUGCGGCUGAAAAAAAGGCGGCACAGCUAAGUAAGACGGUCAUUAAUGACGUGGAGAGGGAUCUUCUAUUAUCAAAAUCGACAGGCUCAUUUGCGCACUUCCUCGUUGCUGUCAUUCUCUUACACUGUAUUGAAAAGUCCACCUGGCUCUUCCAGUGUUGGGAGCAAGACGAGUUUAAAGCUCGCUGGCCUCUUGAUAAGCAGCCUAGUCAUUUCACUUCUCAAGGUGACAAAGUCACCAACUUCUUGCAGAUGCUCUUGAGGAUCAGGAAAAUUCUCCCGAAGACUUACCAGAAGGCGGACGGGACUAUGGGUACAGAGGCUGAUUCGAAUGCAAGCCAAUAUUUCGAGAAAUGCCAACUCAACUAUAACCAUGUCCUCAACCAACAAACAAACUUCGUCUUCGAUAAGAGCAACUCUAACUCUUUCGACUUCCGCUUCGUCUCGAAGCUACUGCUUUCGAACACAUAAUUCUGGUUCAUUGACUGCUGGCGAUCUCUCAGAUUGAGCGCCGGCUAUCGUCUCGCAGGCUUAUAUCCAGUUUGUAUAGGC
This is a messenger RNA of Amorphotheca resinae ATCC 22711, 2356 nucleotides long. RefSeq lists its product as hypothetical. Lineage: Eukaryota; Fungi; Ascomycota; Leotiomycetes; Helotiales; Amorphothecaceae. The transcript has 4 exons. The record is from RefSeq and is a predicted model, not a curated record. Bases 107 to 2275 code for a protein of 722 amino acids.